UGAAACUAUGUAAGUACUAUAAGACAAUAAAUUAUCCUAAUAAAGAUCUGGGCGUUUUAAUUGUUCCUUUUUUCCUUUUUUUUUUCUAUUUUCUCAGACAUCAAAAAAGUUGAUCUUACCAAAGCGAAAGAUCGAUCCCUCCUUGCGUACAAGCGAACUCUUCUUAUCGUCAGGGAGAUAGAGAAGCCGAGAGACGUGAGUUGGCAUGUAUAGAGAGAUGGAGGGGAGCUCAUGGCGGCGUCUGGCAUUCAUAGCUUUGAUUUCUCUGCACUUCGUCUUAGGUCUAUCAGGUGAUUCCAAGAAUACAAAUAAGGCAGAGUCACACACUUCUUCCAGCAGAACAGGCACAAAAGUAAUCCUCGUACUGCUCGGAUUCGUGGCUGUAGCUAUGUUCUCCUUCUUUCUGUACAAGCUAUGGCAGAAGAAGAAAAGAGACGAGCAGUAUGCUCGACUGUUGAAGCUGUUUGAGGAAGAUGAUGAACUGGAGGUUGAGCUAGGACUUCGAGAUUAAAAAAAAAAAUUACAAGCUAUCGACAAAAUGCUUGAGGCAUAUUUGUUUGUGUUAGCUUUGGUUUUUUCCGUGUAAGAUAAAUUAUAGGUAUUAAUUAUUAAAGAUGGAUCAGAGCAUGGGCCUCUUUGUUUCACCAUUUGGCCCUUUGUUUCACCAUUUGUCAUCUACAUAUAGGUGAUUCAUUUGUAUGAUCUAUUUAGAUGAUUCAUUCAGACUUUCGUGACUGUUUGUUUGUCCAUCCAAAUAGCUCAUCUAGAUGAAUCAUCUAAAUGAAUCUUAUGUUUGUUUCUUUA
Brassica napus (rape) is the source of this 804-nucleotide messenger RNA. RefSeq lists its product as uncharacterized. Bases 206 to 511 code for a protein of 101 amino acids. The transcript has 2 exons. Lineage: Eukaryota; Viridiplantae; Streptophyta; Magnoliopsida; Brassicales; Brassicaceae. The record is from RefSeq and is a predicted model, not a curated record.